AUGUAUAAUAUACUUAGAGCAAAAAAUGCCUUCAAGUAAAAUAGAAAUAAAACACCAUAAGAAUCUGUAAAUCAGAGGCAACCUAGUUAGAGUGUAUAUGAUUAAAGGUAAAAUUGAUGAUUGAAAUUUGAAAGCAAUUAUUCGUUGAGUGUGACCAAAAGUAAAACAAAUAACUCAACUACUAUGAAUACAAUAAAUAGAACAAUUAACUCGUUCUAUAUUGGUCCGAGAAGGGACAAGAUGUAAUCUUAUACAAUAGAGUUAUAAAAAACUAUGGAUGGUGAUUUUGGGAAUAAAUUAAGAACAGGUUAUAGGGAGAGUGGAAGACACAGUAGAAAAGUGGUAAUUUAUUGAUUUCAUUUUAAGCACACCUCUUAAGGACCAUAUCCAUAAAAGCUUAUAUCUCAUAGUAAAUCUGUCAUUUAUGGAAAAAAAGAAGUCGAGAAUGAUGAAGAACAAACAUAAGAGUAUAAGUGUUUUAUAAUUAGAAAUAUAACCAUUUUAUAAUAGGGGUUGAUCUAAGAGCCUUCUAAACCAUUAAUUAAUUCAAAUGAGGAAUUAACUAAAAUAAAGGAACAGGUUAAUUCUAUGUAUAAGAAUUUGGAGCCUGACAAUAUGGAAGUAGAUUAAUGGGAUUAUUAGGUAGACUAUGAGAAAUUAGAACUUAAAGUAUUUAGUUUGGAUGAAUUGAGAUAUUUAAUGUAAGAAUUUGAAAAGGAAGAAUAUGAAAGAAACUAUUUGACUAUGGAUAAAAUUCUAUUGAAAAAUAAAUUUUUUGAGAGAUUUGGCUAGGGAAUCAGGAUUGGAAUAAUGGAAAAAGCUUCAAUGGAAAUUCAUAAUGUCGGAGAAGUCAUUCUUCAAUUGGGGGCUAAUAGCAAUAAUCUUUAUGUUAUUCUUAGAGGAUCUUGUUAAUAGACAUUGACAAUGGACAUUCAAUUGGAAGAAUAUCAGUGUUUGACAGUCUAAUCUUAUUUUGAUGGUUAAGAUUUAUCAGAGAUUAAUUUAUUGCAAUUAAACAAUAGCAGGGGGUAUUCUGCAAAUAAAUUCAUAGAUAUGGUUGAGGAAAUUAAAGAGCAUCCGAAAUUGAAAGGUAUCAUAUUAAAUUAAUAGAGAUCUGUUAAAAAAUGAAAGAACGAAAUUGAUAACCAGCCAUAUAUCUUGUGCAGAAAAAACAUAUUUAUUGAGAAUGGAUAAUGAUCAAUUCUAAAAGAUUUUGAAAUAAUCUAUUGAAAAAGACAAGGAAUUCAAAUUGAGCAUCUUAUCGCAAAUCAGAUUUUUUUAACAUACUUCUGCUUCUCAAUUAUUGCAUUUGGUAGCAGAGUUGGGAAUUCAAAAAUAUUUUUAAGGAGAUUGUGUAGUAAGAAAGGGAGAUUAAUUAAACAGAGUGAUUAUAAUAGCUUAAGGUGAGUUUGAAAUUGUGGAGGAGAUUCAACUUAAAAGGGAAACUAGAAAUUAUUAUUUGGAGAACAAAUUAAGACCUUUGGUGCAUAAAAAAAUCAUAGAUAGGAAUACUAAACCUAUGAUACCUAGAGAUUUUGCUGAUUAAUCCUUUGAUUUAUCCCUAAAUAACAAUCCAAAAUAAUAAGUUAUAAGAAAUUCAAAAUGCUAUCAAUAUUGUAAUAAGUAAAUUAAAGGCAAAAAUGAAAUCGCAUAUACUCAUUUACAUGUAUUGAAAACAUUGAAGAAAUGCGAUGUGAUUUGUGGUAGAUCAUUACUAAUUUUAUAUGAUAAUGAGUAUGAUUAGGAACAGUCAAGUAAUGCAAAGUAAUGAAUAAAUACAUCUAUAAUUAGAUUGACAGUUGUUGUAAAGAGUGUUUAAGGUUAAGUAUUUUUUUUGGAUGAGAAAAGAUAUUAAAAUCUACCAGAAAGUUUACAAAACCAAAUUUUAGCAGGAUUAAGAUCGAUGAAGGAAUUUGAUGAUUAUGAGAUAGAUCACAUUAGGAAACAAAUAAAAACUUGGGAGAAAUAUAAAUAAAAUUUAUACUAAAAAUUUAUAAUGGAGAAACGCUAAAAUGUUUUUAAAACAUACUGA
This is a messenger RNA of Paramecium octaurelia, 2032 nucleotides long. Lineage: Eukaryota; Ciliophora; Oligohymenophorea; Peniculida; Parameciidae. The record is from the annotation of a GenBank genome assembly.